CGCAUGUCGCAGUGGCAUUUCAUUGCAUUGUCCAAUUGUCUUUGCGGUUGUUUGUUUGUUCUGAUCGAAAUAUUAUUUUACCGAACUUUUGAACUAUAUCUUAACAGAAUAUAAAUUAAAUUAGGACUUUUUAGUUUAGCUUUUAUGUGAUAUAGGCGUGAAAAAAUAUUCAGGUAGGAAACUUUUCGAAAUGAAGGCUAGUUUGUGUUUUUUAUUGGUGUAUGUAUAUGUGUGUAGUGCUGCAAGUAAUAGCGAUAAAGAAAUUGAAGAAGAUAGAAACAGGAAGAGAAUAAUUGAACAGUUGACUCGGACGCGUACUGUGUUGCAUGAAGACUAUCAGUUGGUUACUAGGCAAAUUGCUACAGAUGUAUAUAUGUUCAGAAGUUACCGUACUGUCUCUGUUGUUUUUUAUCCAAUUAUGAGACAAGUUAGUGAUGCCCGGUUCACAUUCCAGUCUGAAGAGCUUCAUUUAAAUAAUAUUGGCUCAUGUGAUCCACAAGAAAUUGUUGUAAAUAUAAAGUAUGGGGCGUAUGCAGCCGUGAAUCCUGAUGGAUAUGAUUUCCCGAAGGAUUUUGUGGAUCCGGCCACGAGGGAGGACCUGUAUACUCUCGAACUGGAGUCUGAUGGGAGGAACCGGACGUACAGUAUAAAGAAUCCAAAACCGGGCCAGUGGUACGCUUUAAUUUAUAUCAAAUGGGAGGAUCCCAGAACUCAAGCACUUGAGCAGCAGGGUCUCGUGGCUGACUGCCAAACAAUCAUUUACACCGAUUUACAAGUGAAAAGAGUGAAAGAUAUAGAAUAUGUUAAUUGUUAUUCUGGAUUGACGGUCAACUACACACAGAUCCCAUCUUACUACAAAUGCAUGUCCCGAGACAAGGUACAGCCGAUACGGUUCAAUUUAACUGUCAAUAAUGCUCCAAUAGGGUCUAAAAAAGUAUUAUUGAAGAUUCAGACAUUGUCGCUUCCAACCGACGAAAGCCAUAUUCUAUCUUGCGCCUUUGACCCAAAUUCUGGUACUCAGUCAGUCGUGUUUAUCCCUAAUCUGUUCGAAUGGCAUUACUUGUAUCUGGACUUUAUUGAUAACUCCACAAACAUUGCCGACUGUGAAUCUUACAUAACUAACGACGACCAUGAAACUGAUAACUAUACAAUUUUAGAACUUAUGAGAGACGAUAGAGGUAGAUUUUUCACAUUUGAUUAUGGUUUACCAACGACCGAUUUACAAGAUACAACCAGCUUGGUUAAUAUAUCGUCCAACGAAAUAAAAACACUAAGAUUUAAAGUCCAUCAAUUCCUGGAUAUAGGCGGUUCGUUGUCAAUUGAAGCUAGUCUUUUAAUGAGUCUUAAAUACUACAUGGGAUAUAAAAGAGAGUUGAAAGAAGGUGCUUUAUUAGCGUUCACUGAGGAGAACCAGUAUUUCAAAGCUGUUAUAUGUCUAGAUAUCGGCUACUCCAGUAUACCAUUAGAAAAUGGUUACUGUAAAUACAAUGAUCAUAUCAAACCCGCGCUUUUUAUCUUGAACAGCACUGAUUCUGACUCAAUAUAUGACAAAGUGAUCAUACCAUUUCCGGAGAGUGGCACGUGGUAUUUGACUUUUAGGAUAUUCUGCGAUGACGUAGUCUGUCCAUGUCGCACUACAGAUAACGGUACAAAGUAUUACGUGGACUCUACGCCGUUAGACAAAGAUGCAAUUCAAGAUUCUACAACUAAAGAAGUUUGGAGGGAAGGCACAUCGGAGUGUAAUGCUACAGUGGUCCUAUCUGUGUCUUCAACGUCUUGUGUCGCGGGGAAGUGCAGUAAUCAUGGCAACUGUCUUCUGAAUACAUUUGGGGGACUCGUCAUGUCCUUCUGUUCGUGUUCUGCUGGAUACGGAGGUUGGGACUGCUCAGACGAUUCUAGAAUGGACAGCAAACUUUACAUGCUCGUCUCUGUGUUGCUUCUCACAUUGAGUAACCUUCUGUUCUCUUUGUCAAUCUACAUCGCCAUCAUUCGUCUCUACUACACGGAAGCCAUGAUGUACGGGUUUACAAUGAUAUUCUCAACAUUCUAUCAUGCGUGCGACGCACCAGCUCAAGUCGCGUACUGCAUCCUUACAGGUAACAUACUCCAAUUCGGAGACUUUUACUGCGGUAUCAUGUCUUUCUGGGUGACAUUGCUCGCGAUGAGUAUAAUCAACGAGAGGUUCAGAUCUUCACUGCAGCUAAUAGGUGCCAUAGUCAUAGCAUUAUUGACCACUUGGAAUAGACGUUCCUUUAUGGCGUUUGUGCUCCCAGUAGCCGUCGGACUCUUCAUACUUCUGUUAUCCUGGUACUUGGAUUACAGGAAAUACCGUAAAAUGAAAUUUCCAAGGUCAUACUACAAAAUUUACUUGCUACUAGGCCUCGUUUCCGUCUCUAUAGGCUUAAUAUGUUACGGGUUCCUGCAAACCGAACAGAAUUAUAAGGUGGUGCAUUCGAUAUGGCACAUGAUUGUAGCUGUGAGCGUAGUGUUUCUUUUGCCUGAUAAUAAACGUGGCGAUGACAGUAACCCGUUUCUGCCGAGCCCGGACUAUUGUAGGUUGCCGUCCUGCAAUUUCUUCCGUAGAACUCAAACGCCGAUCGCGACUGAUUAAUUUCAACCCUAUGUAAUACGCAUUUAAGGUGCAAUUAACCAUAAAUAGCUUUUAAGAGGUAAAUGUUAUAACGCAUUUUUCUACUAGUCAUCAACAGGUACAGAAUAAAUAAAUGUUUUAGUAUUGUAUUAUGAAUGUUAUAUUAAAUGUAAUUAAUAUACACGAGACAAUAUAGGAAUAGGGUAAAUAUUGUAUUAAAAAAAAAAUCUUUCACUACACAAGACUACAUUUUAUGGCAUAAUAUUGAUGGAGUAAGUUGUGAUUGUAAUCUACAUAAAUGUAUUAUCUACUAGAGAUAGGUAAUAUAUAUCAAUAUAU
Galleria mellonella (greater wax moth) is the source of this 2929-nucleotide messenger RNA. RefSeq names its product post-GPI attachment to proteins factor 6. Gene Ontology annotation, cellular component: plasma membrane. NCBI's taxonomy places the organism in Eukaryota, Metazoa, Arthropoda, Insecta, Lepidoptera, Pyralidae. The record is from RefSeq and is a predicted model, not a curated record. The transcript has 4 exons. Bases 191 to 2611 code for a protein of 806 amino acids.